Molecule: messenger RNA, 1978 nt
Organism: Menidia menidia (Atlantic silverside)
Lineage: Eukaryota; Metazoa; Chordata; Actinopteri; Atheriniformes; Atherinopsidae
Source: the annotation of a GenBank genome assembly
UUGAGCUCAGCCUGCUGUGUCGGCCUGUGUCCGCCAGAGGGCGCUGCAGCUCCUCCCGGGUCUCGGCGCAGGAAGCGGCCGCUCUGUCAGCAGCCCACCGGCUCCAGUCCGGGAGUCAUGUCUGGCCAUGUUUUCGUCAACACAUGCAAACUGGUCGCGGUGCUUUUAAGCUGUCUCGGCCCGUCCACUGGAGAUCAUGACCAACACGCGGGCCGUGUUUCUGAGGCAGAGCCCCAGCUGCACAGACCCGUGGAGAUGGAGGAGGUGGUGAUAGUGGUCCAGAGUCAGAGGAACUCCUACCACGCCCGGCGCUGUGGCCAGAAGAAGUCUGAGAUUCAGCAGGCGGCAGCUAAUCUGGGGCAGGGAGUUCCAGUUGUUGUCCUCCUCCAUGAGCUCUCGGAUUAUGACGGUGACUGGAGUAUACUUCCCGUGCUCCCACGCCUUUCAACAUCUUAUAGCCAGUCAGCAUCCUGGUUUUUGUUCAUAGAGGAAGAAACCUCAGUCACACUGCCUGCUUUGCUGCAGGUCUUAAAUAGAUAUCCAGCCCAAGAGGAAUGGUUUUUGGGGAAGCGUCUCCAUGACAACGAAGCCUCUAUCAUUCACCAUUACGCCUUUUCUGAAGACCCCAUCUCUUUUGGUUAUCCUGAUCCUGCAGCAGGCUGGGCUCUCAGUGCUCCGCUGCUCCACAGACUGUCUGAUCGAAUCCAGCAUGAGAGCCUCAAGUCAGACUUCACCAUCGACCUCGCACACGAGAUCUCUUUGUUCAUUUGGGAGGAAGGAAAUGGUCCAGAACUGACAGCAGUUCCAGAGUUUUGCACAGAGCUGAGGGACAACUGCGCCACUACAUUUACAACAUACCUGUAUGACUGUGGGGAUCCAGUGCCGAAGAGCAAUGUGUUUGUUGCUGUGAAAACUUGUCAAAGGUUCCACUCGGAGCGAGUACCAGUGGUUAAGGCAACCUGGGAGAAAGAUGCUGGACUUAUAGAGUACUAUAGCGAUGCCACUGAUGCGUCCAUACCUACAAUUAAUCUAGGAGUGCCCAACACUGACAGAGGCCACUGCGGGAAGACAUUUGCUAUCUUGAAGCAUUUUCUGAGCAAAGCGGUGCCAGAGGUCGACUGGCUGCUCAUUGUUGAUGACGAUACACUCAUUAGCUUGCCCCGGUUGAGGCGAUUGCUGCGCUGCUACGACCCAAAGGAAGCCGUGAACCUGGGGGAGAGAUAUGGUUAUGGCUUGAUUCAGAAUGGAUACAGCUACAUCACAGGAGGAGGAGGGAUGGUGCUCAGCAGGGCGGCGGUGUCCAGGCUCCUGUCCAGCAGCUGCAGCUGCUACAGCCACGACGCCCCUGAUGACAUGGUGCUGGGCAGGUGCUUCACUUCCCUCGGUGUUCCCCUCACGCACAGUCCACUGUUUCACCAGGCCCAGCCGGACGACUACUCUGAGAGGCUGAAGUCCUUGCGGCCGGGCAUCUCCUUCCACAAGCACUGGAGCGUAGAUCCUGUGGUCGUCUACAGACGCUGGCUGCAGGACGCAGAUUCCCGGGAUGAACUGUAGAGAGAUCAAGAGGAUUCAUUGAUUUUGGUCUGGGGCAGGUAAGCAGCUGAAUCUUGAGUCCUUAGGACAGACAUCUGAGCCAAGAACCCUCCCCGCCCAAAAAGCCUCCACCUAUCAUCCCUCUACACCAUCAGAUUGUUUGGUCAUUAUACUAAAUCGACUACUUGUUAGAAGCAUACAUUUAACUGGGGCCUGUGGGGUUCUAAUGGGAUGCUUGAUAUGUCUGAACUUAACAUUCCAAGGAGUGGAAUUUUUCAAAUGAUUUUAUUCCUGUUUAUGAGGUUUGUAUUUUUCAAUAUAUUGUGGCUCUUGUAUUGUUUACUAUAUUUGUCCUAUUCUAAUAAUUCUGCUGAUAUUCAUUCAGGAACUGCCAUUAAAAUAGUAAUGACUGAUAUCUGGACACAUUUCAGGCAGUGUAUAUGUA